UUGCAAGCGGGUAUAUAAUAAACAUAGAGUAACAGAAAGGCAUGUCCUUAUAGUUGUCCCGCAUUGGUAGAGAUCGAAAAGUGCGUUUAUAGCUAUGUCUUGAUUAUACUUUCUCCUUUAAUAGGUUUCCAAAUUAAUUGAUUCAAUGUCAAAAAAGGAAAUGAAGUUUAAUAUACUUGCAAUUCAAGGAAUUUAGAUUUAAAAGAAUCAUCCCAAGUCUAUUGCUUGCAGAUUCAACCUCGUACGAAUUACGAAAUUAUGCACAUGGCUACUUCUGCACAGAACAAACUACUAUUAAAAAAAAUACUAGUAAUUAAAUAAAUUAGACUUGAUUUAAAUCAUAUACGUAUCUCAGAACUCACAAUUUUUAUACCACUACACUAAUUAUCCUGAAUCAUAAUCAGAAGAAGAAUGGAAUGCAACUCAGUUAUUAAGAUUGAAGAAAUCACCAUUAAAGAAAUCCACCAAGCAUUUGCUGAAAACAAACUCACUGCAAGAAAACUAGUUGAUUUUUAGCUUCAUCAAAUCGAAACCCUAAAUCCACUGCUUCGUGGUGUUAUUGAGGUAAACCCGGAGGCCCAAAAUCUAGCUGAUGAAGCUGAUUUAAACAGAGGUAAUAAAGGGGAGUUACAUGGAAUACCUGUGCUCGUUAAGGACACAUUUGGCACGAAGGACCAGAUGAAUACUAGUGCGGGUUCAUAUGCUUUGUUGGGAGCUGAAGUGGCACGAGAUGCUGGAGUAGUGGACAAGUUGAGAAAAGCAGGUGCUAUUGUUUUGGGAAAAGCAAGUAUGAGUGAAUGGUAUAAGUUUCGUUCUCUUACUGGAGUUCCUAAUGGCUGGUGUGCUCGAUCUGGACAAGGAGUGAAUCCUUAUUGCCCGUCUGGAUCGCCAUGUGGAUUGAGUAGUGGCUGUGCAAUAUCUGUUGCAGCAAAUAUGGUUGCAGUCUCUCUUGGGACUGAAACUCACUGCUCCAUCAUCUGUCCAGCAGAUCAUAACUCGGUUGUAGGGCUGAAACCUACUGUUGGGCUCACAGGUCGGGCUGGGAUCAUACCAAUGACGCCCCUCUGGGACACUGUUGGGUCUAUAUGCAGGAAUGUAAGCAAUGCAGUUUACAUGCUUGAUGUAAUUGUUGGAUCAGAUCCAAGAGAUGAAGUCACCACGGAAGCAGCUAAAUAUAUUCCUGAGGGUGGCUACAAACAGUUUCUCAGGGAAGAUGGUCUGGAAAGGAAACGAAUAGGCAUUGUCAGACAUCCACUUGUGGAAAUGAUACAUGGAGCAAUUGAAAAAACAGCUUUUGAACAUCACCUGGAUUUAUUAAGACAAGAAGGAGCAACUCUGGUAGAUAACCUGCGCAUAAGAGAUAUUGAAGAGAUUAUGGAUCUAAAUCACAGCGGUGAAGCAUUGGUGAUGAUGGUUGAAUUCAAGAGCUCGAUCAAUGCUUACCUGAAAGAGUUGAUCACUUCUCCUGUUAGGUCAUUGGCCGACAUUAUCGCUUUUAAUGAACGCAACUCUGAUUUGGAGAAACUUAAAGAGUAUGACCAACAUACUUUCAUAGAAGCUGAGAAGACAGGCCACUGGCUAUGUUGAACUAACAGAAAAGAAUGCUUUUGUUUUGCUGCACCAUCUCUUAGUUGAGAAAAAACAGUUUCUUCUACUUUAACCGUUUUAGCUAAAUUAUUUCCUUCUUUUCUUUUUUCAAUUUCAGAGACAUUGUUUCUA
Messenger RNA from Capsicum annuum, 1719 nucleotides. Its product is annotated as probable amidase At4g34880. NCBI's taxonomy places the organism in Eukaryota, Viridiplantae, Streptophyta, Magnoliopsida, Solanales, Solanaceae. The transcript is spliced from 5 exons. The record is from RefSeq and is a predicted model, not a curated record.